Molecule: messenger RNA, 2011 nt
Organism: Carassius auratus (goldfish)
Lineage: Eukaryota; Metazoa; Chordata; Actinopteri; Cypriniformes; Cyprinidae
Product: WD repeat-containing protein 37
Exons: 15
Coding region: 333-1817 (494 amino acids)
Molecular function (GO): protein binding
Source: RefSeq, a predicted model, not a curated record
GGAGGCCCGUCAGGUCUUUUGUCAUUUCCUCUUGCUUCACACUCAGCUGACAGUGUAGGGUUUGAUAAAAACAAAACACAAACAAAAAACAUCAAAGAGUGGAAAUCCCGGUGGAUUAGUGGAGAGAGUCAGCAGUGUGUGCGUGGGAUCAUGCUGGAGGACUGACACGCGCUCGUGACUUGCUGGAGCGUGCGCGGCCCUGGGCUUCCUGCUGAGAUCUGCUUCAUCACUUUAAGCGAUCAUCUGAGGAUGUGUCUGCUUUCUUUAUCAUUCACUGCUCUUCAUGGCUGUUUCAGGUAGGAAGUUGCGCAGGGGGACGUCACUGAGGAGUGAUGCCUGUUGAAAGUGGAAGCAGCGCAGCCGGCCGUCCAGUCAAACAGAAGCGCAAGUCGCACAGUCUCUCCAUUCGGAGGACCAACAGCACGGAGCAGGAGCGACCAGGCAUGCAGAGAGACAUGCUGGAGGGACAGGACUCCAAGUUGCCGAUGGCCUUAAGGAGUAACUUACUGGACCUGUUCGGACAGAUUGAACGGGAGUUUGAAAAUCUCUACAUCGAAAACUUAGAACUGCGGAGAGAGAUUGAUUCGCUAAACGAACGUUUGGCUGGAGAAGGACAGACAGUCGAUGGUGGCGAUCUCAGCAAAGGAGCCCUGAAAACAAAAGCUAGUCACAGCACAAGUCAGCUGUCCCAGAAGCUGAAGACGACAUACAAGGCCUCCACUAGCAAGAUCGUGUCCAGUUUCAAAGCCACCACGUCUCGUGCAGUGUGUCAGCUGGUCAAGGAGUACGUGGGACACCGGGAUGGGAUAUGGGACCUGGCCGUGACUCGGGUUCAGCCGCUGGUUCUUGGCACAGCUUCAGCCGAUCACUGCUCCAUGCUGUGGAGCAUCGAGACUGGAAAGUGCCUGCUGAAAUAUGCUGGUCACGCUGGAUCAGUCAACUCCAUUAAGUUCCACCCAACAGAGCAGAUGGCUCUGACAGCGUCUGGGGACCAGACGGCACACAUCUGGCGUUACAUGGUACAGCUGCCGCUUCCCCAGCCCCCAGCAGACACCAGUGCCUCUCUGGACGAUGACGGGGACUUCUCUGAUAAAGACGAGGCCGACGGCGAGGCAGAGGGCCCCAGUGAAUGCCCCACCAUCCGUGUGGCCACCACCACCUUGAAGAGCCACCAGGGGGUGGUGAUCGCAGCUGAUUGGCUGGUGGGAGGAAAGCAGGUGGUCACUGCGUCCUGGGACAGAGCUGCCAACCUCUAUGAUGUAGAGACCUCUGAGCUGGUGCAUGCCCUCACAGGUCAUGAUCAAGAGCUGACCCACUGCUGUACUCAUCCCACCCAGCGUCUGGUGGUCACCUCAUCCAGGGACACCACCUUCCGGCUGUGGGACUUCAGAGAUCCCUCCAUCCACUCCGUCAACGUCUUCCAGGGCCACACCGACACGGUGACGUCUGCCGUGUUCACCGUUGGGGACAAUGUGGUGUCGGGAAGUGACGAUCGCACUGUCAAGGUGUGGGACUUGAAGAACAUGAGAUCUCCGAUUGCUACCAUCCGCACCGACUCAGCCGUUAAUAGGAUAAGUGUCUCGGCGAACCAAAGAAUCAUCGCUCUGCCACAUGACAACAGACAGGUCAGGCUGUUCGACAUGAGCGGGGUCCGUCUGGCCCGUCUCCCUCGGAGCAACAGACAGGGCCAUCGGCGGAUGGUGUGCUGCUCUGCCUGGAACGAGGAGAACCAAGCUUGUAAUCUGUUCACCUGCGGCUUCGACCGUCAGGCCAUCGGCUGGAACAUCAACAUCCCGGCCCUGCUGCAGGAGAAGUGACACGCUCGCCGUUCAGUUUCACACAUACAAGCUUAACACGUUCGUCAGUGCCACACCUGCAGUAGAUUUUAAAAGAACACAUUCACGUUGCAUGUGGCCCGACUCAGUUUUUCAUCCCAGUUUGGCGUCUGUGGUCUCUGACUCGUGGUCACCAUCACCAUCGUAUGUGGAAAAAAACUCAAUUUCAUGGAUAU